AGAGUUUUGAUCGCAUGAAAAAUUGGAAGAUUUUUCUUUUUCUCGAAAAUCUGUAGACUACGUCACGAGUAAAUACACAAAUAAUGGCGCUGUCGUCUGCCGGGAAUAGCAGAGUCUCUGACUAUUGAUUAAUCUCUAGUUCAGUCCAAGUUUUGGAGUACCAUACACGGAGCGCGCUUCGUUAUACAGGAUUAUUAGCGUCGCUUUAAUGAAAAUGUGAGGAUUUGUUUCGUAAAUCAAAAGAUUUUUAUGAUUUCAAUCUGAAGUUUUAUUAAUUUUUGGUGAAAAAAUGAAGUCCGUGGAAAUACACCCCGCACAUGAAAGUUAUCAUACAAUAACAGCUGGGUCUGUAGCAGGGAUCUGCAUUGGUGCCAUUGUUUUCCUGAUUGGAAUAAGUAUCAUAGGUUACAGGUGUUACCAAAGAAGAAGGGCCAGGAAUGUACAAAACAGACUAUCGUAUGCCAUUAAAAAGGGGCUGAAAGAAUCAGCCAAUGGACGAAGAAGCAGUUCAUCAGUCAAAAGUACACCUCUAAAGCAACACAGAGCGACCAGUCCCAUUAUGCCACCGCAAGACAGUUUAUUAGACCGCUCAUUGGAACAGGGGUGCAACAUGCCUCCGGAGAAGGGACAUGGUCAAUCGUUUCCUGAUCAAUCGUUUGAUGAAAAUGAGAAAGAGUCCGUAACGACACCAAGUGAGAAAGAUAUAAGUCUAAGAGAAAGACAGAUAGACGAGAAACAGAGACUAGGGAUAUUAUAUUUUUCUGUAGAAUAUGAUGAGCAGAAUACCGCCCUUCUGGUUACGAUUGUUAGAGCCAGUGACUUGCCUCCGCGAGAUCCGAGCUUAGGAGGAUGCGAUCCUUAUAUAAAACUACAACUCCUUCCUGACAAGAAACACAAAUGCAAAACCAGAGUUUUGCGUAAAACCCAGCACCCUGCGUAUGACGAAACGUUUACUUUUUACGGCAUCAGUAAAAAUCAAAUUCCAGGCAUCACCCUUCACUUUGUUAUUUUGAGUUUUGACCGUUUUUCCCGCGAUGAGAUAAUUGGAGAGGUUGUGUACCCGUUGACGGACGUCAGCACAGAGCAAAAGGAGCUCCUCCUUUUCAAAGAAAUUAAUCCCAGACACUUAAAGUUCAGAGCCCAGGGUCGUGGAGAGUUGUUGAUUUCACUCUGCUACCAGCCAGCGGCCAAUCGAUUGACAGUAGUGGUGCUGAAGGCAAGAAACCUUCCCAAGAUGGACAUCACUGGACUUUCAGAUCCCAUAGUGAAGAUAUAUCUUCUGUACAAUAACCAGAGAAUUGCCAAAAAGAAAACACAUGUCAAGAAACGGACUUUAAAUCCAGUUUUCAACGAGUCGUUUCUGUUUGACAUUCCCUACAAUGAGGGCUUACAAAAUAUCAGCAUGGAGUUCCUCGUCAUGGACUGGGACCGGAUGACUAAAAAUGAAGUGAUCGGCCGACUUGAAAUUGGCGGACGGAGCUGUGGUCAAGAGAUACAUCACUGGAACGAGGUCAUGAACUGUCCAAGAAAACAGAUUGCUGAAUGGCAUAAAUUACGAGAGUGACAACAGAAUGACACAAAAACACAUAAACACGAGAGAUGAAGAUGUUAGCUGGUUUAUACUGUUGUCAUCCCUAGUCUUCAAGGAAUUGGAAUCGACAGGACUUAUUUUCGUUUUAGUUUUAAAUUCGUUAACCUGGAAGCAAAAUUCAGUGCUUAACUUAAAAUUUGUUAGGAUUUUGGUGCAUGAUUUUAGAAUUAACAGAAACAGUUGAUAUACUAGAAUGGAGAUACUGAAAAGUACAACUCAGUUCAAAGUCGGGGAUCAGUGCACUCGAUAUCAAAACGUAUUUUUUGUGUAUAGUGUCUGUAUACUUUUACAAUCUGUUAAUUAACUCUUGUGUGAAUAACAAUGCUUGUCAAAUUAUAACAAUGGUUACAAACAAUUUUAAAAUGUUGUAUGAUAUGGCGACGUAUAACAAUCAGAUUGAUCAAAUGGUUAUUGUACAUUGUGUUAACAGUAUUUUCGUAAAUGUGAAGGGAAAUAAAAAAUGUUAGCGGA
Molecule: messenger RNA, 2062 nt
Organism: Ostrea edulis (European flat oyster)
Lineage: Eukaryota; Metazoa; Mollusca; Bivalvia; Ostreida; Ostreidae
Product: synaptotagmin-4-like
Exons: 4
Coding region: 290-1564 (424 amino acids)
Biological process (GO): regulation of dopamine secretion; calcium-ion regulated exocytosis; cellular response to calcium ion
Cellular component (GO): axon; synapse; membrane
Molecular function (GO): clathrin binding; phosphatidylserine binding; SNARE binding
Source: RefSeq, a predicted model, not a curated record